UCCAAAUUGAAAACGGUGCGUUUGAUAUGAACGCAACGCACUUUUGAAUACCGGGGCGAGUUCUAUGUGGGACUGGACUAGCUAAACCCAAAAUGGAUAAGCCCGAUUUUGACAAUGGGGUCGCGGGCCCGCCAACAAAAAGACUAAAAAUCUCAAUUGAGACUCCUUCCACCAUCACGACAACGCAACCUGUCAAACCCGCCAAAAUGGACGAUCGAAAGACCCACCUGGCUAUCGUUGACAGUGGCUUUCAGCCUGAGCGUGAAUCUGAAGUUGGAAUCCUUUGUUUCGUGAACGACGCCAACCCCGGUUUCUCUGGAACUCUGAAGCAACGAUACACUGACUUUAUGGUCAAUGAAAUCAUGCCUGAUGGCACUGUGGUUCACCUUACCAAUGACAAAGCACUCUCGUUCAAGGCUGCGGCAAAGAAUACAACUAAGGACGUUGCCCAAGAGGCUAAGGUUGCUGUCUUAUCAGCUACUAUCGAUGCUCCCUCUGGCGCUGCAUCGAUCUCAAAUAAGACAACCUCUUCCACAGUCAUCAAGCUCGAUGAGAACGUGAAACCCACAACAAAGGCUGAGGCCAAUUCCGGUUCCAUGGCACAUAACAAUAUUAAGCCAGAAGAGAGCAUCGCAGCUAUUUCCUGGCAGGUCAUCGCUGAAGCUAAAUCAGUAGCGGCAGCCACAGACAUCGAAACUACCAACAACGCUGAUACGGAGCAAGCAUUUGUUGUUUCAUCCGCGGAUCGAGAGAUCCUGACGAGCUACUUUGGCGCUGCUCUGAUGGAUGAAAUCAUCCAAUUUCAUGGAAAGGUCCUCUCGAAGCCUAACGCUAAGCCGGCAGUCUUUGGGCAUCUUCUCUCAAACCCGAUCGCUGACAAGAGUGUCCGAGGUCGAUUACACCAGGAUGUCCGCCGCAUUUUCGACUCUCAUCUUGAGACGCAAAUGAUGAAUGAGGGCGCCAUCAAGAUUACCGCUGCACCGAAAGCUGCUAAGCGUCAAGAUGGCACAAUUCAGCCACAAAACCAUCGCAAUCAGAGUUACAGUGGUCAAACAAAAGGCAAGGUUGGCUGGGAUGAGCUUGGUGGCCAGCAUCUGCACUUCUCACUCUAUAAGGAGAAUAAGGAUACUAUGGAGGUUAUAUCAUUCAUCUCAACCCGCCUUCACGUAAAGCCGAAAGACUUCGCUUUUGCUGGAACCAAGGAUCGACGAGCUGCGACAGUUCAACGCGUGAGCGUCUUCCGUCAAAACGCGAGCAAUCUUGCCAGACUUAACGGUGAUCUUCGAAAUGCCAGAAUCGGUAACUUCAAGCAUGAGAAGCAUAAGCUGGAGCUUGGUGAGCUUGCUGGCAACGAGUUCGUCAUUACUUUACGAGACUGCCACUUCGGUGACGAUUCUGACCUGGCUGAUUCGGAUAGAGUUGAGUACGCGAAUAGAGUUAUUGGUCUCGCGGUCAUGCAUUUGCAGGAGCAUGGCUUCAUCAAUUAUUAUGGCCUCCAACGAUUUGGCACCUACAGCAUUGGCACUGACGACAUCGGUAAGAAGAUCCUCCAAGGAGACUUCAAAGGCGCAGUGGACGGGAUCCUUGCAUUCAGCGGGGAGGCGUUGGAAUGCGCUCUGAACCCUUUCCUUGAUCCCUUGGAGUUCCCGUGCAGCAGAGAUGAUGUUGCUCGCGCCCAUGCGAUCCAUCUCUUCAAGACGACCGGCAAAUCGAGUCAGGCGUUGGAAAAGCUUCCCCGGAAGUUCUCCGCUGAAUCUGCUAUCAUUCGACACUUGGGCAACUCAAGAACUUCUAACGACAAUCUCGGGGCUCUUAUGGCGAUCAGCCGGAAUUUGAGGACUAUGUACGUCCAUGCCUACCAAUCUUUGGUGUGGAACCAUGUCGCAAGCGAGCGCUGGACCCGCUACGGUAGCAAGGUUAUCGAGGGCGAUCUUGUCAUUGUUGAUACCCAAGGUGUCAAGGAGGCUUUAAAGGAUGAGGUCGACGAGAACGGUGAGAUUGUUAUCCAUGCGGCUGGUGAUGAUAUUGCCGUUACUCACGAUGACCUCUACGAGCGCGCUCGAGCCCUGACUGCAGAGGAGACCCGGAGUGGCAAAUACACAAUCUUCGACAUCGUCCUGCCAACCCCUGGUUACGACAUGGAUUAUCCUCUUAACGACAUCGGUGAUUACUACAAGACAUUUAUGGCUAGCGAACAGGGUGGCGGGCUCGAUCCUGCGGACAUGCGCCGAAGCCAGAAGGAUUUCAGCCUCAGCGGCAACUACAGAAAGCUGAUGGCUAAGGUCAACAACUUGAGCUUCGAGGUGAAGUCGUAUCAGGAGGAGCUCGAGCAGCUUGUCGAGACUGAUCUGGAGAAGCUCGAUAAGUCCAAGCCAAAGAGCCAACAGAAGCCCACCCAAAAUGACCGCAAUCAAAAUGGACACAACACUGGUGCUCAAAACAAUCACGGCGGGCGAGGCGGCAACCGUGGAGGAUCUCGCGGUAAUUGGGGCAGUCAGAUUCAGUAUCGAGGCAGUGCGCGUCAAGAAGCCGAACGCAACAAGGCCAUCUAUGCCGGCUCAGCUCAGCUCAAUGCUUGGCAGAAACUUCCGGGAAAGUUAGCUGCUGAGGAUAAAGCCGCGGCGGCCAUUGCAGAGGUUCAAAGGGAGGCUCAGAUGCACAUCGAUCCCGCUACCAUCAAGCAACCUGUCAUCAAGGAUACCUGGAUUCAAACCUCUGCGGAGAAUGAAGGUCGUCGAACUGGUUUCAGAUCAACUGUGAUCAUUCCAGGAGUUGAUGGCGCAGCUGACAAGGAGGAUUCCGAUGGCGAUGUCGCAGCCAAGAAGGAUGCCAUCGUCAAAACUGCCAUGGGCGUCGAUAACACACAGAGUGCCUCCACCGAGCCUGCCAAAAUUAUUGAGUCAACCUCCGUUAAGACAGGCCACAAGAAAAUCGCCAGCGAUUCGACCACGUUCUCGGACUCCGAUGGUGGUGUCAAGCUAUCUCCGCAAAAGCCAGCUCCGAAGCGUUCCGCGGAGGACAUGUCCAACACAAUGGAGACGGUUCCAGAAGCCCAUUCCACCGAUGAGCUUGUAGUUGACCCUCAUGAUCUCGUCGAAUCUAGACUCGCGGUCGUUGUCAAGUUCCGUCUCGGUUCCAGCCAAUACGCGACUAUGGCGUUGCGUGAGCUGAUGAAGGCUGGGGGAGUCAAGACCUACAAGCCAGACUUCAGCGGUCGUAGAUAAGUGGUCUACAUAGAGUCCUUGUUCAUAUCAUGAAGAUGAUUACGAACGACGAGUUAUGACAGCAUUGGGUGGCGUUCAGAUGGAGUUAUGAGAAAUGCAUGCAUAAGGACACGAUAAGUAGUUUGCCCGUGUUUGUCUCUCGAAGCUUUUGAGGAGAUGGUCCUAGCGAGCGAAAUAUAGUAUUCGCAAUACUCCUCUUUCAACAAACAUGUGUACCUGGUAACCCCCCAAAACAAGAAGGUAAAUAAAUACAAACCUGACAUAUCUUCUAACCG
Molecule: messenger RNA, 3499 nt
Organism: Hyaloscypha bicolor E
Lineage: Eukaryota; Fungi; Ascomycota; Leotiomycetes; Helotiales; Hyaloscyphaceae
Product: pseudouridine synthase
Exons: 4
Coding region: 93-3224 (1043 amino acids)
Biological process (GO): pseudouridine synthesis
Cellular component (GO): nucleus
Molecular function (GO): pseudouridine synthase activity; RNA binding
Source: RefSeq, a predicted model, not a curated record